UGUGUUUCUGAUCUAUGGUUUCUAUUCUUUCUUUUUAUAUUUGUUUUUGAUGAGGAAGAGGAAAAUUGGGUCCAUCUUUUUGUACACAAACAAGUUUCUGUUAAUGAUUUUGGUCGGAAUGGUUUUCUUUUGUGUUAAAUAACUAGAUGUGACCCGCUAUGGCAAUACUUUAUAUCCGCUAAAAUCAUCGUGCUUGACCGUAUUGUGAUAGUGUUUGUUUAUAUUUUUUCUCAACGACAUGGGGCAGACCUUGUCGGAGCCGGUGACGGCGAAGGAGACGGCGUGCUGCCAGAGCCUGGACAUGCGGGUGGGCUCCAGCUGCAUGCAGGGCUGGCGCAUCAACAUGGAGGAUGCUCACACUCACAUCCUGUCCCUGCCCGACGACCCGGGCACCGCCUUCUUCGGGGUGUACGACGGCCACGGGGGAGCCAAGAUAGCGCAAUAUGCGGGUAAACAUUUACACAAAUUCAUACUUAAAACACAAGCGUAUAAAGAUGGACACAUUGAAGAUGCUAUUCGACAGGGGUUCCUGGAGGUGGACCAGGCCAUGCUGCAGGAGGACUCCCUGAAGGACGAACUGGCGGGCACGACUGCCAUAGUGAUAAUCAUCAAGGACAACAGACUGUUCUGUGGUAACGUGGGCGACUCAAGAGCCAUCGCCUCCCUGAACGGUGCGGUGGACGUACUCUCGCUCGACCACAAGCCGUCCAAUCCCAUCGAGAGGAAGAGAAUAGAGGCCGCCGGCGGGUGGGUCGAGUUCAACAGAGUGAACGGCAACCUCGCCCUGUCCAGGGCUCUGGGCGACUUCGUGUUCAAGAAGAACGACAAGAAGAGGCCGGAAGAACAGAUUGUCACCGCCUUCCCAGACGUGGAGGUGCGUGACUUGAACGAGGACUGGGAGUUCGUGGUGCUGGCCUGUGACGGCAUCUGGGACGUCAUGACGAACGAGGAGGUGGUGGAGUUUGUGCGGGUGCGGCUGGGCGCGGGCAUGGCGCCCGAGGACGUGUGCGAGGACCUGAUGACGCGCUGCCUGGCGCCCGACUGCCACAUGGGCGGGCUGGGCUGCGACAACAUGACCGUGGUGCUGGUGUGCUUGCUGCACGGCCGAUCCUUCGAGCAGCUGUGCGCCCGGUGCGCCUCCCCGCCCGAACAGCACUAGCGCCGCCCCUCCCUCUACCCUAUACCUCUCUGUACAUACAUACACAUAUACAUACUAUAUUUUUAUUCUCGUCACACGUAUUUUUUAAAAGUGAUUUUGCAGGGAUGUCGUGUCCUCGAACGACGUUUUUACUGUCCCUCCUCCAAAUCUUUGUACAUUUUCGUUCAGAGCCGGAUGAUAAAUAAAUUUUAGAAGCAGUUA
Molecule: messenger RNA, 1360 nt
Organism: Bacillus rossius redtenbacheri
Lineage: Eukaryota; Metazoa; Arthropoda; Insecta; Phasmatodea; Bacillidae
Product: probable protein phosphatase 2C T23F11.1
Exons: 7
Coding region: 239-1159 (306 amino acids)
Biological process (GO): protein dephosphorylation
Molecular function (GO): cation binding; protein serine/threonine phosphatase activity
Source: RefSeq, a predicted model, not a curated record